UGUGUGACAUCACUCCCAUUUGCUUCACUUGAAACCAGAAGCAAGGUUUAGGGUUUGGGGAACAAGUCCAGGAAGCUGCGUCUUCUGAUAAGACAGAUAAAGCGAAUGUAGUUUGAAACAAAUCAACGUUUAGGGGGUUUAUAUUAGAAAUAGAGGUUAGGUUUGGCGUCCGAUUUGUUCUUCGUCCUCUUUUGGACCCGACUCGGCUUGAAUCGUGGGUGCUCACACACACCCUUACACCCCUGACAUGGCGGGUCUCCGAGGUCUGAUGAUCUUGCUGGUCCUGAUGGUUGGUUUGGCUUGCUGUGAAGAGAGCAAAACCACCUCACCUCCACACACUGGCGCAGGUUCUCUUACACCUGUUGCUACCUCACCUCCAAGCAUCCCAGCAGCACCAACUGUUGCAACCUCCAAACCUUCCCCCUUUAUCAAACCCACACUCACCUCUCUAUCCGCCACCUCAAAUCCUCCAAGCUCUUCAACCAAAACAAUUGUCGGUACCACACCUCCAAGCAUCUCAAAAGAGAUUUCAGCCACCAAGCAACCAUCCUCUCAGACAAACCCCUCACCUGCAAACAUCUCAAAUGAGACUUCAAUCACCAACCAGUCAUCUUCUCAGACAACUCCCUCACCUGCAAACAUCUCAAAUGAGACUUCAAUCACCAACCAGUCACUUUCUCAGACAACUCCCUCACCUCAUCCAAGCACAACCAAGACUGCCACCACAGCUGAACCCACAACAGAUCCAAAGUGUUCCUACAGUGUUGAGAAUGUCGAGUUUGGCCUAAAGAUAAAGAUGACAGAUUCCACUCCUGGUGACUACAUCAUAUAUGUUGCUGAGGUCGGAGGUCCAUUUGAAAGAAAAAAUAAUUUUUCCUCCACCAGUAAAAACUCAACUCAUGAGAUGAAACUUCUGAAGCCGUGCACUGAAUAUGAGCUAAAUGUCACAUUUAGUGGCUCCAAUGGUACAGAAAUAUCCUGCAACAAAACUGAAAAUAAAACAACAACAAAAACAACUGGAAUGACUAAAGAAGAAAUUAAAAACGGUUCCUGCUCUCCUGGAUAUUUCUGUUACCGAAGUCAUUGGAACAUCAGCAAAUUACUAUCAGAAAACAACAAGGUUUCAAUUGAAGACUUUGACAAUGGAUCAUAUCGUUUCAAACAUGCUUAUGACGACAUGUGUUCAGAUUUAGUUUUGAAGUUCCCUACAAAAAACUGCUCAAACGCCACAUUUACCAUAUCUGAAAACUUCAAUGUUGAUUUUAUUAAUCCAAAUGACAUAAACCAGAUUAAACCUGAUAAACUUCCUGCAAAGAUAAACACAAAAUUACCUUCAAGCUGUAAAGAUCUCAGUGUUGAGUAUAAAUGUUCAGGAAUCAACAAUGAAUCUGUUGAACUUUCUGACAUGAAGCCGUUCACAGACUACAGCUGUACUGGUGACAUCAAGAUGAACAAUGGCUCCAUAAAUAAGACACUUCCACCUGUCCAGUUCAACAUUGACUGUGAUUUUACAGCAAACAACCUGAAGACCAGUUCAACCAGUACUUCCAUUGAGCUAAACUGGGAAACGAUGAGUGAUAAUUGUCAAAAUGUUCUCAACAAACUGGAUGAUCUCUCUUAUCACUGCAGCUGUCAGCAAGAGAAAGGUGAUGGAGGAUAUUUUACAAUGGAACAAAGAAUUAUUACUCGACCUAAAGGAACAACGUGUGUCUUCACCAGAGGAAUUAAACCAUUCAGGGUUUACAGUUGUGAAGUUCAUUCCAGCUACACUGGACGAGGUGGUUUUAGAGAAACAAGUGUUACAGAGAAGACUAAGUCUGGAAUACCAAAACAACCUCAUAAUGUUGUCGUGACAGUUCCAGAGAACAAUAAGAUCGAAGUGACAUGUUCAUUAAAUGACAUGGAUUUUAAUGGACCAGACAGAAUAUUCAGUGCACAACUUCAAGGUGUUACUGGCAGCAGAAAGAACAGCAAAACAUGUCAAUUUAAAUUUGAAGAUCUGAGCUACUUAAAAACCUACAGAGUGGAGGUGUUUACUUUCAACGGAGAUUUUACCAGCUCACCUGUGCAACAACAGGCUGACACUAAAUAUAAUGACAAAGCUCUUAUUGGAUUUCUGGUUUUCCUCAUCAUCAUCACCUCUGUGGCUCUUCUUCUGGUCCUCUAUAAGAUCUACGUGUUGAAAAACAGAAAGUCCCAUGAUCUGACUGAAAACAUGUCACUAAUUGCCCAAGGAAAUGAUGAAGAUAGUUUGAUGCCUGUUGAACCGAUUCCAGCAGAACUCCUGCUGGAAACCUAUAAAAGGAAGCUAGCAGAUGAAGGGAGGCUUUUCCUGGGGGAAUUUCAGAGCAUUCCCAGAAUCUUCUCAAGAUACGUAGUGAAAGAAGCUAAGAAGGCCUGCAACGCCCCAAAGAACCGCUAUGUGGACAUCCUGCCAUAUGAUUACAACCGCGUCCAACUGGCCACAGGAAACGGAGAAGCAGGAUGUGACUAUAUUAACGCCAGCUUCAUUGACGGAUACAAGGAGCCAAAAAAAUACAUCGCAGCUCAAGGACCAAAGGACGAAACUGUGAGCGAUUUCUGGAGGAUGGUCUGGGAGCAGCAGUCGUCCAUUAUUGUCAUGGUGACCCGCUGUGAAGAAGGAAACAGGAUCAAGUGUGCCCAGUACUGGCCUUCUCUUGAUCGAGAGACUGAGAUCUACGAGGAGUUCAUAGUGAAGCUGACCUCAGAAGAACAUUGCCCAGAUUACACCAUCCGCCAUCUGAGCCUGACUAACAAGAGAGAGAAGAACCUGGAGAGGGAAGUGACUCACAUCCAGUUCAUGAGCUGGCCCGACCACGGCGUCCCAGGAGAACCGCACCUCCUCCUGAAACUGAGGCGGCGGGUCAAUGCUUUCAAGAAUGUCUUCAGCGGCCCCAUCGUUGUUCACUGCAGCGCUGGAGUCGGCAGAACCGGCACCUACAUCGGCAUCGAUGCCAUGAUGGAGGGUCUGGAAGCCGAGGGCAGGAUGGACAUUUACGGAUACGUUGUCCAACUUCGAAGACAAAGAUGCCUCAUGGUCCAAGUGGAGGCCCAGUACAUCCUGAUCCAUCAGGCUUUACUGGAGCACAACCAGUUUGGAGAGACAGAGAUCGCUCUGUCGGAGCUGCACAGCAUGCUGAACACGCUCAAACAGAAGAACUCCGACAGCGAACCCACGCUUAUGGAGGAAGAGUUUGAGCGACUCCCUUCUUUUAAAAACUGGAGGACCUGUAAUAUAGGGAUGACAGAAGAAAACAAGAAGAUGAAUCGCUCUUCAUCUGUUAUCCCAUAUGAUUACAACCGAGUGUUACUGAGGACAGGAGAAGACAACAGUCAGGACAGCGAAGUUGAUGAUGAAGAACCGGAGGACUCGUCGGAUGAAGAAGACGAAGACUCCAUUAGAUACAUCAAUGCCUCCCACAUUAAUGGUUACUGGGGAUCUCGUUCUCUGAUCACAGCCCAGGAUCCACUGCCAGUCUCCUUCACCGACUUCUGGUCGAUGGUUCACCAGAAGAAAUUAUCCACUAUUGUCAUGCUUUCAGAGCACAAAGAGGAUGGUGAACCUCUGUACUGGAGAAAAGAAAAGGAGACGUUUGGAGAUUUUGAGGUAGAAGUUUCAAGUACAGAAAUUACUCCAGUUUUCAUCACCCGCACCAUGCUGGUCCGACAUGUCAAGCGAAAAGAUAGUCGGCAGGUGAAACAUUUCCAGUUCCUGAAGUGGGAGGGCACAGGUCUGCCAGAGAAACCGCAGGAACUCGUAGAUGUGGCAAAGGAAGUAAAACGCAGCUGCGUCGGCAGCAAAUCCCAGAGGAUGCCGAUUCUCGUCCACUGCAAUGACGGAUCGACACGUUCGGGAAUUUUCUGUGGUCUGUGGAAUCUGCUGGACAGCGCUGAGACUGAGAAGCUGGUUGAUGUUUUCCAAGUGGUCAAAACUUUACGCAAGGACAGGAAGGGGAUGAUCACCAGCCUGGAGCAGUACCAGUUCCUUUACAAGGCUCUAGAGGGCGCCUUCCCCGUCCAGAAUGGGGAAGUAAAGAGUGCAGCCGUCGCCAGUGUUGAAAUUGUUAACGAAACCAAAGCCGGAGAAGCAGAAAAGCAGCCAGAAGAGAAGAAGGCUGAGGAGCCAGCCAGCACUACCAGCAGCAACCAGCAGGCGGAGGCAGAGAGCACUCCUCUGGUGGCUGAGAGUGAAAAGGAAAAGAAAGAAGAGGAACCCGCAAAGGAGUCCACACCACAGGAGGAAUCCAGCAACGGCCCCACAGUCACUGUGGAGGUCUGAGAUGAUGAGGGGACACAUUUAUUCCUGAGUCUUUAAUACUUCAGUUUUAUGCUUUUAUAAAAAAUAAAUAAAUAAAAAAAUACAUUAUGAAUGUAUAAACAGUGUAAAGAUUUUACUCAGUAUGAGAUGGAGAGUGAAAAUUAGAAAGAAUUAGAUUAAAUAUUGAUGCUUACUUCCAUAUUUUGAACUUCUAUAAGUUAUAAAGUUUCUAAGUAAAAGGUUAUUUUUCCUGCUGGGAAAGGUAAUAGAACUGCUGUUGUCAAACUAUGGAUCAAGAUGAAGUUUAAAUACACAUUAGAUUAGCUUUUUUGUUUGGUACUCUAAGUUUGUGUAAGGUUAAAUUUUGUUUAUAUUUUAGUUUCUCGCUAUUUUCACACACUGCAGUCUACCUUUACAUAUUGUACAUCUGGCAUAUCGUAAUAAUUUAGCUGUCAAGUUCAAAUUUCAUUAUUUACUACUGUAUUUCCUUUCUGAAAUACAAUGAAAAAUGUUUUAUUUAUGCAGACUUGCUUAUUAUUAUAGUACUAAUGAUUUCCAAAACAUAUUUUCCACUUUUUCUCAAAGGGACAUGUUUAAUUAUUUCUCAUUUCUGUGCUAUACUGAAAAAAUUGUUAUAUUCUUUCUGCCAGCAGAAAUAAACAAUAUUUUAUUAAAAUCC
Messenger RNA from Xiphophorus hellerii (green swordtail), 4958 nucleotides. It is a transcript of the gene ptprc, whose product is annotated as protein tyrosine phosphatase receptor type C. Gene Ontology annotation, molecular function: protein tyrosine phosphatase activity; protein binding. Bases 248 to 4300 code for a protein of 1350 amino acids. Gene Ontology annotation, biological process: negative regulation of protein kinase activity; positive regulation of peptidyl-tyrosine phosphorylation; protein dephosphorylation. NCBI's taxonomy places the organism in Eukaryota, Metazoa, Chordata, Actinopteri, Cyprinodontiformes, Poeciliidae. The transcript is spliced from 31 exons. The record is from RefSeq and is a predicted model, not a curated record.